Moneuplotes crassus is the source of this 706-nucleotide messenger RNA. Lineage: Eukaryota; Ciliophora; Spirotrichea; Euplotida; Euplotidae. The record is from the annotation of a GenBank genome assembly.
UAUUAACAAAUGGGAUCAGUUUGUCUCAAACCAAAUGUAGAGAUUAGGCCGUCAAGAAAUAAGCUUUUACAAAAAAUGAGUCUACAAAACUCUGAAAUUAGUCUUGAUCUGGAGGAAAGCCAAACAAUUGAUAAUUUAUACACCCCUAUAAAGCUGAUAGGGAGGGGUGCUUUUGGAGAAGUCGUAUUAGUACAUAACAAAGGAGUUAACAAAUAUUAUGCCAUGAAAAUAAUUAGAAAAACUCUUUUUAAGCGACCUAAGCAUUAUGAACACCUAGAGACAGAGAAAGAAAUCUUGGAGAAGGUUCACCACCCUUUUAUCAUAAGAAUGGAGAAGUGAUUUCAAUCUAAAGAUAGGGUAUUUUUCGUUCUUGAAUUUGCACCAGGAGGUAGCUUAAGAUUCCAUUUCAACAACAAGCGAAAAUCCUCACUCCCUGAGGUUCAGUUUUAUGCUUCAGAGAUCCUCCUCGCACUUGAAUAUCUUCAUAAUUCAGGAUAUAUGUACAGAGACCUGAAGAUGGAGAAUAUUUUGUUAGAUAAACAAGGUCAUAUAAAGUUGGUAGAUUUUGGCAUCUCAAAAAUCAUCAAAGAUCGUGAAGAUAAACAAGACGAAAGGACUGAUACCUUCUGAGGAACACCUGAGUAUCUCGCUCCGGAAGUGAAAUCAAAGCAGAACUAUGAUAAAAGUGUUGAUUUCUGGAGUUAAG